Messenger RNA from Nannochloropsis gaditana CCMP526, 924 nucleotides. RefSeq names its product stromal cell-derived factor 2. The transcript is spliced from 2 exons. The coding region runs from base 42 to 722 and encodes 226 amino acids. The record is from RefSeq and is a predicted model, not a curated record.
AAUUCCACAGACAGCGAUCAAACACACCUGCUACAAGUGAGAUGAGGAGGAACAUGAUGCUCUCUACUGCUGCUGGCUGGCUGCUGCUCACAUUGGUCACACCCGUACUGUCGUUAGAAGAUGACAUCAUGACCUUCGGCAGCGUUGUCAAACUUCAGCACGUUCCCAGCAAGUACUUUCUCCACAGCCAUCAAAUUAGUUGGGGCUCAGGCAGUGGGCAACAGUCCGUAACAGCCCAUGGAAGUGCGGAUGAUCGGGGAGGCUUGUGGGUUGUAGCUGAGGGAGACAACGACCCGUUUAAAGAGGGAGGCUCCCCGGUGGCUUGCGGGACCGCCAUCCGGCUUGGACACAUGGAGACCUCCAAAAACUUGCACUCGCAUUUUUUUUCAUCCCCUCUUUCAAACCAGCAAGAGGUCAGCUGCUUCGGGGACGGUGGGCGCGGGGAUAGUGGGGAUAAUUGGGAGGUAGUAUGCAUGGCCCCUGGUGCUAAAUUCUGGCGAAGGGGGGACGAGGUCCGAUUCAAGCACAAGGACACGGGUCGAUUCCUGCAGACGGAGGCCAAGCAUCGGUUUACGCAGAAGAAUUGCCCAAACUGUCCAAUUGUGGGCCAACAGGAGGUCUUUUGCCACCAGACCGGUGGAGCGGAGACAGUGUGGAAGGCUGUUCAAGGCAUCUUCAUCCACCCUCGGAGCGACGAGGACAGCGGGCACGAUGAGCUUUGAUGCGGAUAGGAUGAAGCUGUCAGACAGAGUAUCAAUAGAACGAAAGCCGAUGUAGCACGAAGGGUGCCGUCCCGACCGGGAGAGGCCUUGAAAGUCAUGAUGCAACGCAGAUCUUGAAAUCAGUUGUGGUCAGGAUCAAUUAAAGUAAACUAUACAGGGGUGCGCAUAAAAGAAAAGAAAAGUAAGCCCUCAAUUCUUCAUA